GAACAAUCCUUGUGACGUAUGUUGCCUACCUUGUAGGGAGUUCCGAGUUACGCCACUGGAAAUGCAUAGCUUCUUGAUUAUGAGUCGCAAGCUAGUAAACAAGUGAAAUUAUUGCUAGAACUGGAAGAGAAUACACCUGCACUAAUGAAAGCGAUUGAAAGUGGUGAUACGGACUUAAUACAUAUGGUUAUCAUCAAACUGAGGGAUAAAAUGACUUUAGGUGAUUUCAAGAUGACAAUAAGAAGUUUUCGUGUUGCUCAGUCUAUAUACAUAAAGUACUGUAAAGAGCACAAGCAGCAAGCACUAAACGAAAUUUACAUCCAAGAGGACGAUUUUGAUUCCCAGGCAGAAACAUUCAUCAGUGAAAAUUCAGACUCGAAAGGACCUGAAAGGGAAGCAUAUAUAAUGGAACGAGACAAAACUAUAUAUUGGGCAAGUUGCCAGCAAAAUUCAAAUUCGAGGAAUAUGUCACAAAAAUUGGUAGAAAAUAAGAACAGGAAAAGCGGCCGACCUCGUCUGCGUCCUCUUCGGAGCUGAACAGAUGUGGAUCCAUCAUCGCAGCCCCGCUCUGUCGAUAAUGUUUUUUAUCCAUAUAAAGUAAUCUCUCAUGAAUGGUAUAGAUCAAAUGAGAUUACAUUUUAUAUAAUAUAUUUGUACAUAAUAUAUACGUAUAUUUUAUAAAAUACAUUUGUGUACAGAUGAAACUAGUCAUCUUUAGAAAUAUUCUGUAUUUUUUUUAAAGCGCCAAAGUGUGUGACUAGUUUUAAUAAGCAAGUAUAGAUUGUCAUGCUUGUAGUCGGUUUGACAAUGGCAUCGACAGUGUUGAUUUUAUAUUUCAAAUGUUACUAAAUUAAAUAUCUUCGAGGUCUAUUUCGUGUUAAUCUAUUUUAUGGUUCUUUUGGAAAUACUGCAAAGUAUGAAAUUGAAUUGGAUUCAAAUUUUUUGAUAAGGUACAUAGUUUGAUGACCUAUCAAUCCAUUUGACGCCAUUUUUUAAAUGUCAUGUAGUUACUUACAUGCUUCUCGUUAUAUGUUGUAGGUUAUUGUACAGAAUAAAAGUGGG
Molecule: messenger RNA, 1062 nt
Organism: Acanthoscelides obtectus
Lineage: Eukaryota; Metazoa; Arthropoda; Insecta; Coleoptera; Chrysomelidae
Source: the annotation of a GenBank genome assembly